AUGCUCAUCUACAAGGAUAUCCUCUCCGAUGACGAGAUCCUCUCGGAUACUCUCAAGAUCAUCGACGCCGGUAAUGGUCUCUGGGAAGUUGAUGGCAAGAUGGUGAAGAAGGGCGCGGAUAACUUCGUUCUCGCUGGAGCCAACCCCUCCGCUGAAGGCGAAGACGCCGAGGAAGGUGGUGAGGACGGCGACAAUCAACCCGUUCUUGAUAUUGCCGACCAAUUUCGACUCCAGAAGAUUGAGGGCGGCAUGUCGAAGAAGGCCUAUCAGGCUGAACUCAAGAAGUACAUGAAGGCAUUGGUCGAGAAAUUCAAGGAGGAAGGAAAGCCCGCCGAAGAGAUCAAGCAGUUCCAAACCGACGCAGCAGGAGCAGCCAAGAAGAUUCUAGGAAACUGGGAGAACUACGACAUCUACCAGGGAGAAUCCAUGGCGGAGAACGGCAUGUACGUACUGGUCGACUUCCGCGAGGACGGCAUGACCCCAUAUGCUACCGUCUGGAAGGCAGGCCUCAAGGAGUACAAGGUGUAA
This is a messenger RNA of Exophiala bonariae, 528 nucleotides long. RefSeq lists its product as uncharacterized. The transcript has 4 exons. Gene Ontology annotation, cellular component: cytoplasm. Gene Ontology annotation, molecular function: calcium ion binding. The record is from RefSeq and is a predicted model, not a curated record. Bases 1 to 528 code for a protein of 175 amino acids. NCBI's taxonomy places the organism in Eukaryota, Fungi, Ascomycota, Eurotiomycetes, Chaetothyriales, Herpotrichiellaceae.